Fusarium fujikuroi IMI 58289 is the source of this 1425-nucleotide messenger RNA. RefSeq lists its product as uncharacterized. Bases 1 to 1425 code for a protein of 474 amino acids. Gene Ontology annotation, molecular function: protein binding. The record is from RefSeq and is a predicted model, not a curated record. The transcript has a single exon. NCBI's taxonomy places the organism in Eukaryota, Fungi, Ascomycota, Sordariomycetes, Hypocreales, Nectriaceae.
AUGCCUCACGCCGUGCUACCAGAUCUUGCUGCAUUUAAUGAAAGUCUUCUCAGUCCUCUUCCGGCAUACUCAGCCAUCAACAAUGACGACCUUCUAAACCGAAUCGAAGCCACUGAAAACGUCGAACUCCCUAUCCUCCGCUCUCCCGCCAGUCGCGCGCCGAACUUCCAGCAUCUUGCCUCCAGUGCAGGGAGGGAAUCGUACCUUGAAGCACACCGACUCGAAUGCGACAUCGUUAAGGCCUUCUUCUCCGGCAUCGAGAACGGUCACGAUGACAUUGUCGCCGACUUUAUAGCUCGUGGGUGGGUGUCGCCUGAUACUGCAAGUCGAUGGGGCGAGACACCAUUAAAUGCUGCUGUGCGUGUGGGCAAGGUUCCCAUGGUGAGCCGCCUCGUUGCUCUUGGCGCAAGUGUCAAUGGGUUCGGUCGCGCAUGGGAUGGGAAUACUGCCGUCAACGCUGCAGACUUGCCUGAGCGUACGCCGUUGAUGGUCGCUGCCGAACGUGGGCACCUGGCGUUGGUCAAAGUCUUGAUCGAAGACUACGGCGCGAAACACGACAUUAUUGCGCCCGAUGGAGCGAUCGCCCUUCGUUUAGCUGCCUCGAACCGUCAUCGCGAAAUCGUACAUUAUCUCCCUACUAUUCGCGGCGGCGCGUGGAAGCGAUGGGCGACUGUACAUAAAAAGCAAAUGGACCGAGUCCGACGAGCUGUCAAUAGAAUCGUCAAAUUCGUCAGAAUCCUUAUCUGGGACCUUCCCAAGCUUUUAGCCUGGGAUGCGCCGAAAGAGAUAUGCCGUGCUGCUUGGAGGCGUCGCCAUCGGGUGAAGACAUUUUUUAAGCAGUUACCGGGCAAGGUCAAGGACGCGAUACUUGGGAUACCUAGCACCCUCAAACGCGCUGCAACGGAGGUUUGGAAGGGCAUUAAGGAGCUUCCGUCGCUUCUAAAGGGCUUGGUCAAGGCCAUCUUCAAAGUCUUUUGGAAGGUCCUGACAGGCAUACCUGGCGCGGUGAUGUUUGUUCUCAAAUGGAUCGGAAACGAAUUGAAGGGCAUCGGCGAAGCCAUCCUCAACAUUUUCGUUAAGCUGUUCUCGCUCCUACACACAGCGACCAUGGCAGUUGUGACUUUCCUGCGUGGGAUCACUCUUGGGGAUGUAUGGAAUGGCUUCUGCCAUCUCGUAGGCGCCAUCUUCGUAGGCGCGCCUAAAGCAAUCGGCGCAUUCCUCGUGGCCUUUGGAAAGACCAGCUACGAUGUGCUCAAAACAAUCUUUGGCACCUUGGGUGAAUGUAUCUGGUGGCUGUGUGCGGGAGUUUACUGGUUGAUUCAGUAUAUUCCGCGUCGGAUAUGGACCAUGAUUGAGGCGAUGGGGACGUCUUUGGUGAAGGCCUGGGAGGAGAUCAUGGUGUUUCUCAAUCCUAAGCGAAUGUGA